AUGGGCUGGUUCGAUGAUGACUCCAACCAGGCUCAGGCCUACAACACCUUCAACGGCCAGCAAGAGCACGACCCCUCCGUGGUCCACGAGCUGAUUGCCGGUGCCGCUUCCUACGAGGCAGCCAAGGCCUACGAGAACCACGUUGCUGAGAACGGCGAGCCCCCCAGCCACGAGAAGGCCAAGGAGAUCCUCGCUGGCUUUGCCGGUGCCUUUGUCGACCGUGAGGUCGAGAGCCGCGGCUUGGACUUCGUUGAUGCCGAGAAGGCCAAGUACCAGGCCAGACAGCAGGUCAACGAUGCUUAUGACAACAACGGAAACCAGUUCUAG
Molecule: messenger RNA, 327 nt
Organism: Penicillium roqueforti
Lineage: Eukaryota; Fungi; Ascomycota; Eurotiomycetes; Eurotiales; Aspergillaceae
Product: DUF3759 domain-containing protein
Exons: 3
Coding region: 1-327 (108 amino acids)
Source: RefSeq, a predicted model, not a curated record